Molecule: messenger RNA, 1225 nt
Organism: Phalaenopsis equestris
Lineage: Eukaryota; Viridiplantae; Streptophyta; Magnoliopsida; Asparagales; Orchidaceae
Product: auxin-responsive protein IAA11-like
Exons: 5
Coding region: 132-1046 (304 amino acids)
Biological process (GO): regulation of DNA-templated transcription
Cellular component (GO): nucleus
Molecular function (GO): protein binding
Source: RefSeq, a predicted model, not a curated record
CCACUAGUUGCCACAAGAAAGGCUAUACAUCGUCUUUCGAAUUGCUUUUAAGCCUGCAAGGUCGGACCCCCACCCACCCUCUCUGCAACUUCCUUCCCGACAUCUCUGCUUCCCUCACCGGCAGCUAACCGAUGCGACGAUCUUUCGAGUUUGCCGGAAGCUAUUACCGUUCCACGCCGGAGAUGUCUAGGGCAUCAAACGGCGAUCCCGGGCCAACUGAAACAAGAGAGAGGAUCAAUGAGCUGGAGCUGGGUCUGAGUCUCGGCGGUGGAGUAAGAAGGAUUAUUACGGCCGAGGAUUUCACCUCAAUGAAAUCAGGUGAUUCCCCCAUGUCGUCCAAUUCCUCUGUUUCUUCUUCUUCCAGCGGUUUGGGAGAUGAAGGGGAUGAAGGCGAUGGUGGAGGGAGCUGUAGGAGAGCGGAUGAGAUCGGUUGUAACGGGGAUCGAUCGGCCAACUUGGCGAGCCAUGGUCAAGUAGUGGGAUGGCCUCCUGUCAGAACAUGCAGAAGGAACAAUUUGGUUAAUGUAUCAAGAGUUGCUAAUUCUUAUGUAAAACCAUCCACUCACGGUGAAAUUUCUCAAAGUUGCAGCAGCAACGAUGGUAAGAACGAUGUUGGUGGUAGUGAUCGUAAAAGGAAAGCCAUUCCUAUUUGGAAAUCUCACUUUGUUAAGGUGACCAUGGAUGGAGAUCCCAUAGGAAGGAAAGUGGAUCUUCGUGCCUAUGUGUCUUAUGAAGAUCUUGCUUUAGCUCUUGAGGCCAUGUUUUGCAAGCCCGGUUUGUCGCUCAAUGUUUCUCGUUUUCGCAAGUCCGCAUUGUCGCUUAAUGCUUCUCGUAAUGGAAUGUUCUCCAAAUUGUUGGAUGGUUCUUCUGAGUUUGCUCUUAUAUACGAAGACGAGGAUGGCGAUUGGUUGCUAGUUGGAGAUGUUCCCUGGGGAAUGUUCUUGCGCACUGCCAGGCGGCUUAGAAUUAUGAAGACAAUGGAUUCCUUUGGCAUUGAUGAAUCAGUUAAAUGCAGAGCCCAAGCUAUUUCAACCGAUGCUCUCUAGCGUUCCAUUUUGAGAAUUGCAGUUUCAACCAUUGGUGAGAAUUGCAAUUUUUUCCUUUUUGGUUUCAGUUGAUCAUUGUAAAAUUUUCAUCGUUACAGGAUUCUUAGAAAAUGUGAGCUGUGUGUGUGACUCUUAUUUCAUUUUUCUAAGGUGCGAUUGAUCUGCUAUUUUUCACUUUC